AAACUUGGCCGCACUGAAAAACAUUUGUUGUCAUUCGGGCAAAUAAACAAAAUUUGCUUAUUAACAGCAAAGCUAUUUUUUGUUUUUUUUUUUUUUGUGAAAAAUGUUGCGAAACUGUACACUGCCUUCGAGUUAUGAGCAAGCUAGAACUAGCAUAAGAUGUGGAGAAAUAAUUUGUUACGACAAUGUAAAUUUCACUAUAAUUUGUGUGCUAUGCAAAAUGAAGCUUUUUGAGUUUGAGGAUUUUAUGCUGCAUUAUCAGAACGUACAUUUACGGGGAAAUGCUCAUGAUAGUGAUAGCGAUAUUGAUGCGGUUGUCGAUGGUGAACUGGAAGCAUGCAUAAAGGAUGAAGAAUUUGAAAAUGUGGAAUACUUGGCUGAAUUGAACGAAUGCGGCGUAAGCCCAGAAUCCGAACCCCAUCCGGUACGUAUUUUGGAAGAUGCAGUAGUAAUAGAGAGAAAAGAUGUGCCAUCCAAAUCAUCAAUCGCAGAAGCAGCUGAUAAUGGUAAUACCAUUGAAUAUGGUAAUGCUGCUGAUGUUGAGGCUAUUUCUAACCGUGAUGAAUUCGAUGACGAAGAAGAUGUAGAUUGGGACGAGAGUAAUGGAGACAAUGAGAACCAUAUAUUAAAAAAGCCUAGAAAGCCAAAAGAGUACACGUGCGCACAUUGUCAAAAAAGUUAUACCACCGAACGUAUAUUGAAGCUCCAUAUAAAUAUGAAACACCUCCGGCCGAAGGACUUUAAAUGCGCGCAAUGCCAUGCCGAGUUUACAGAACAACGUUCUUUGGAUUCUCAUAUGCGGAAAGAACACAUAGGCUUCUCGUGUACACUAUGUGAACGUGUCUAUAAAAAUUCGCGCUCGUUGCGCGUACACCUGCAAUCACACAAAGGUUUAAAAGAAUUUAUUUGCAAGUAUGAGAAUUGUGGGAAAGCAUUUGUUACUUCGACACGUCUUAAAGUACACCAAAAAAUUCAUACAGACGAGAGAAAUUACAUAUGCGAAGUAUGCGGUUAUCGGACGCGACAAAAGGAUGCAUUGGUUGUACACAAGAGAACGCACACGGGGGAAAGACCUUUUGAGUGCACUAUUUGUGGACGUCGAUUUAUCUCAGCCUCACUACUUAACGAACACAAACCCAUGCAUUCUACAGAGCGUCCGCAUAAGUGCGACGUAUGUGGAGCAGCAUUUUCACGCAGCAAAGCCCUAUAUCAUCACAAACACUUGCACUUAGGUAUUAAAAAGUUUGUAUGUAAACUAUGCGGUAGAGCUUAUGCCCAAAUGGCGGGAUUGGCAGGUCAUAUGCGUCAGCAUAAGGCGGAAGAGCAGAGUUUUCUAAGUCCGGCGAAUAACAGACGUCCACUCACAGAGAAGUCUACAGAAUUAACACCAAAUAUGAUGCUCUCCUUUGCGAAUACAGCUACUUCUCGGAAAAUGUUAAAACUUUUGCCGCCGGAUACGAGCAAAUUUCAUAACUUUAAAUGUGGCGAGAUUUACUGCCUCAGUUCGAAUAGCUACAAUGUGGCGUGCUGUUUGUGCGGCAUAAAUGUAGAAUUCGAACGAUUCCCACAACAUUUCCAAAAUGAACACUUGACGCCUAAACCCGAAAAAGUUGAAAAGAGUACGCCGAAUGCAGAAGAAACCAUAAAAGUUGACGUAGAUCCUAUAAAGAGCGAAGAUGAGGAUGUUAGUGAUAACGGGGGCGAUUCCGCUGGCUUUGAUGGACAAGAUUCAGAUCACGAUGAAGCUGUAGUUGAUGAAAAACCAUUUGACUUCGUUGACUUGCAGAAUUUAGAUGUGAACGUUGUUGAGCCGGAGAAGAAGUCUAAGCACAAAAAAGAAGCAGAUAAUGACGAUGCUAGUGACACAAAGUCAACGGAUGACAAAAGAGAUGCACAUGAUGAAGACUGGCGUCCAGAGGAUUCCUCCGACGACGAAAAGCCGAAAGCUCAAGAUGACAUUGAUUCUCUUCCGUACCCAUGUCCGGACUGUAUGAGAUCAUAUAAAACCAAACGCAGCAUGCUAACGCACCACCGACAAACACAUAAUCCAACAAAAAGAAAGCCUAAGGAGCCCAAUUUGAAAUUCAAAUGUGAGGAAUGUGGUGAGUUAUUUAGAGCUGAAAGGAAUUUGCGUGCGCACAAAUGGAAACAUACUGGUAUUGUGUGCGACAUUUGUGGCAAGAAAUUCUCUCAAACUGGUAACCUGCAACGACAUAAAAUACGACACACCGGCAUAAAGGCGCACAAGUGUCAGGAAUGUGGCAACGACUUUUUCACAGAUAAAGAAUUAAAAGCACAUAUGCUGCGCCAUACAGGCGAAAGACCAGUAGUUUGUGAGAUAUGCGGAAGACGUUGUCGCGACCACGGGGUAUACAAAGCACAUAUGCGUCGACACACUGGUGAAAGACCUGCAAAAUGCGAUGUUUGUGGCAAAGCUUUUUACAGUUUCCACGAUCUAAAUGUGCAUGCGGUAACACAUAGCACUGAACGACCAUUUGCAUGCGACAUGUGCGGUUCAACGUUUCAAAGAAAGAAGUCUCUUCGCGUGCAUAAAAAAUUACAUUCUAAAGAUCGUAAACACGAAUGUAAAGUGUGCGGCAAAACGUUUGCACAAUCGGGAGGCUUGAAUGCGCAUAUGCGGACCCACGAUGCAGCAUUGAGUCGGAGUAUUGUGGGCACUAGCAGCGCAAUUCCUGCACCUGUAGUUACAGAUGGUGUUGGCUCUAGUACCAGCAUGGGUCUUGCAGGUGCUAUUGGGGUAGGUCUUGGGACAGAUGUCAAUCCAGUUAACUCUAUUGGAGAGACACUAUUGGGUGUUACUGGUGUGCUGAGUGGGACCGGCUCAACAAUUGAUUCUGUCACUAAUUAGAUUUAUUGAGGAUUCGCUAGAAUAUCACUGUAUGUAUGUACACAUGUAUGUGUUUGAAUAUGUUUUGGUAUAAUUUCAAUUAAAAUUUUUAUGCUAGCAUAAGUUCAUCACAAUGUGCGAGAACAGCUUACUAUUAAGGACACUAUUAAAAUAAAAUAAGUAUUCAGACAUACUUAUGACUAUUUCUUUUAUGAUUUGCAUUAUAAAAUCUUCAAUCACUUGUUUUCGUAAUAUACAUAUAAAUACAUAUGUUUUGAGAAGCUUUAAAUUAUUCUAAAUAUCAUUCGUGUCAUCUAGACCGAAAAUAUGGUACGAAGUUAAACUGAUUUUCUAUAAAAUAACAUAAAAUGAAUCAGGCAACAGCCUUAAUCGUGGUACAUUAAAAAAAAAUCUAAGACAGCUGAACGGUAGAAAAUCUGUGAAAACGAAGCAUAAUAUUUAAUAUGGGUGUACAUU
Molecule: messenger RNA, 3325 nt
Organism: Anastrepha ludens (Mexican fruit fly)
Lineage: Eukaryota; Metazoa; Arthropoda; Insecta; Diptera; Tephritidae
Product: zinc finger protein 429-like
Exons: 5
Coding region: 104-2869 (921 amino acids)
Biological process (GO): regulation of transcription by RNA polymerase II
Cellular component (GO): nucleus
Molecular function (GO): DNA-binding transcription factor activity, RNA polymerase II-specific; RNA polymerase II cis-regulatory region sequence-specific DNA binding
Source: RefSeq, a predicted model, not a curated record